This is a messenger RNA of Sarcophilus harrisii (Tasmanian devil), 3850 nucleotides long. RefSeq lists its product as uncharacterized. NCBI's taxonomy places the organism in Eukaryota, Metazoa, Chordata, Mammalia, Dasyuromorphia, Dasyuridae. The transcript has 4 exons. The record is from RefSeq and is a predicted model, not a curated record. Bases 756 to 1727 code for a protein of 323 amino acids. Gene Ontology annotation, cellular component: nucleus. Gene Ontology annotation, molecular function: DNA binding.
CUUGACCCGCCCUCUGUCCCUCCCCCCCUUCCCGUUCUCCUCCCCUACAGGAAGUAAGGGAAAUGGCUUCCGAGAGCUAGGGCCUGGUCGCGGCUCCUCCUGCGAGAUUAGGAAACUGGAGCAAACAGAUUGAAGUAACUUGCUCAGAGUCAUUCAUACAUCUAGUAAAUGUCUGAGGCCAGAUUUGAACUCAUGAAGAUGAGUUUUCUUGACUCCAAGCCUGACAACCUAUCCACUGAACCAUCUAGAUGCCCCAAGAAUAUUUGUACCACAAAAUUACUCUUUACUUAGGGGCCUAGGAUGAAAGAGAGGAAAGUAUAGACAAAGGAAGUCGCCAAAGAUGGAAAGUACAACAGCAAGGAAAAGAAAGACCAGAACAUAGAUAAGGAGCCUCAGAACUUCAUUGAUUCAGUCCAUACCUGAACAAGAAAACACUUAAAAUACAUGCUGGAGAAGUGCUCAUCCAGCAUUUGCUUGAAGUCCUCGAGUGAGAAGGAACAAACAGCUAAAUAGUAAUGAAUAUAUGUUUGAAUAAUGCAAAACUCCUUUAUUAUGAAUUCUAAAAUGAUAUCAUGUUGUACUUAAUGCAAACAAAAUUCAAUUAAUGUGACAUGUGGAACUAGCCCAUGUUAUUUAUUAACUGAUGCUAAAUCAUCAGUCUGUACUUGCUAUCCUUGAGUGUUGAUGUGAUGUGCCAUUACAUACCAUAUUAUCAACAGUUCUAUUAAUUUUUUCACAAAAUAACCCCUUAUAAAAUGGACAAAAGGAAGAUUACUUCAGAUGGCAACACUGCCAACACAAAGAAGAAGAGACUUGUUAUUACAUUAGAACAAAAAUUUGAUGUAAUCGAACGGCAUGAACGUGGUCAUAGUAACUCUAAAAUAGGAAGAGAUAUAGGAAUGCCUGAAUCUACAGUACGGAAUAUUAUAAAACAUGCAGGUGAAAUUAAAAAAAAAGGCAAAGUUGCUUCAACUUUUUGUGGUUUGCAAACAACUACAAGAAAUAGAAGUAUUACAAUGAUAGAAAUGGAGCGUCUUUUAGCUGUAUGGAUUGAAGAUUGCAAUAAAAAAUGCAUUCCUCUUACCAGAGCAGCUAUUCAGACAAAAGCUUCAAGUUUAUUUAAGGCAGUAAAAGAAAAUGGAAAUGAAAUGGAAAGUGAGGAAACUUUUGCUGCUAGCGUUGGUUGGUUUAAUCGCUUUAAAAAUCGACUUCAAUUGCAUAAUGCUAAAAUUACCAGAGAGGCAGCCAGUGCAGAUAAGGAUACCACUGUGUGGAAGCACAUUUUGCCACACUCUGCAAAUAGUAAUUUUGAGAGUUUCCCCCCUCAAAAACAAACUGUUAUAGAAGAAAUAACAAAUAUUGGAAGAAAGCUUGGUUUUGAUGAACUGGAAAAUGGUGAUGCCCAAGAAUUACUCAUUUCACACUCAGAAGAAUUGACUGAUAAUGAUCUUCAUUUAGAACAACAAGUGUUUGAAGAAGCCAACAAUGACCUCAAAGAAUCAGAUAAUAUGCAAAUGAAGGAAUUUACUCUCAAGGAAUUUGAAGAUCUCUUUAGAGCUGCAGAAGUCAUGAAGCAAAAGAUUAUGAAUGCUGAUCCUAAUGUCAGUCGAAGUAUUCAGAUUCGCCAAAAUGUGGAUAGAGCUCUCUGUAUCUACCAACAUAUGUAUGAGGAUUUAAAGAAAAAGACAGUUCAACCAACACUGCUAAAAUAUAUUAAACAAGAAUAAAGACACUUUUGUAAUAUCAUUGUAGGCUUAUUUUUGAAUUUAAUAUUCAGUGAUUUUAAAAUUUUGCUUUCUCUUAUUCCUUUGAAACAAACUCAAAUCAGAAAUACAUUUUUCUUAUUCUUUGCAGUUAUAUUAGAUUAAUAAACAGAUUAAAAACUUAUUUUUAAAAAAUAUCAUUGCACAGUUCCAUUCCAAUAGAACCAGUUAUCAUGUUUUACAUAUGACUAUAAGUCAAAUAAUGUAAAUUUAGACCAUGUUACCACUUGAUAGGAUUUCAUUAUUGGGCCUAAUUGAAUCUUUUGAUUACAUUAGCAGAUUACAAGAAUCUGAGCUGAACUUUGAAAGAAUCUAUUGAAUCAGAGGUAGAAGUUAAAAAAGUUACAAAGAACUGUGUAAACAUGGGUUUUAUGUAAAAGUAAGACAGCUGAACUGGAACAUAAGAGUUCAUAAUGGGAGCAAAUGUAAGUUUGGAAAAGGAUGUUAGAGCUAAGCCACAGAUCGUUAUAAAUGUUAGGUUGAAAAGUCUGUAUUUUAUCUUAGAAAUAAUAGUAAAAUACUGAAGAUAAUCUGAGCAGGCAAUGUCCUAUUACCAUCUUGUUCAUCUUUCUCCAAGAAUCUGUUGUAGGUCCUCCACCUUUUCCUGAUAACCUCAUUAUUUCCCAUGGGGUUAACCAUCAUUUCACUAUCCUUUGUAAAAUGUGACAUUCAGAACUGAAAACAGUACUCUAGAUGUGACUUGGCCAGAAGAAAUACAGCAAAAUAAUCAUCUCCCUCCCUUGUGUUGUCUACAUGUUUAAUAACAACCCCAGGCUUUUAUCCAAGUCAUUGAUAAAAAAUUAAGUAGCUCAGGCCAUGACAGACUAGGAUUUUGCAUUAGAGAUUUCCUUUUAAAGUGAUAAAUAGCAAUUAAAACAAUGUACUUUGGGGGUUUAGCAAUUCAAUCAGUACCUACUCAAUAGAUUAACUGUAACAUGUCAUUUGGCUGUCUUUUCUAAAAGUAUUGCAGUAAAAAUUUUGUCAAACUGUUAAAAUGUAGGCAAACUAUAUAGCUUUUUCCUAAUUAUUUUGAUAACUUUAAAAAAAGACCUGUUUUUGAUGAAACCAUUCUCUUAUGAUCAUUGCUGCUUUUUUCUAGGUGCAAUUAGAUGAUGAAAUAAAUGGUUCUAAUCAUAACUUUCAAAUUCUACUAUCCUAGUUAUUACUCUCUCUUCUUUUGGAAGUUUCUAUAAAGCAGGAAUCUAGCCAGAUAUUCCAGUAUCCCAACUUGAGGAGGAGUUUGAAAGUACUCAGUAUCAGCACUGUACAAGAGAAUACUCCACAUCAUUGGCUUGGAAAGGGGCUAAAAAAUGCAGAGGUCUUUUCUCUACUUAUCCCCUUGUCCAUAAUUUGAUCUUUUAAAAAAUAUAAUCUUUACCUUUUUAAAGUAUCCCUAAAAUCACUAACCUGAGGCUUUCUUUGCUAUACACACAUCACACACACUCCUCUCUUUUAUCAUUUUCCAUGCUAAGGAUUUACAUUCCUCAUCUUGUACAGCCUAACCAUCUCUUUGCACAUCUAGUCUUAAACCAGAUAGCAUGUGAGUGUCUACUUAGCUUUGGAACAAAAGUUGAUGCUGUUUUGACUGAUAAGUGCAUCCCUUGAGCUACUAUCCAACUUUCUCCAUGACCAUUUUCUCGCCCUUUACCUGCUGUUCUACUUUGGACCAUUAAAACUUGACAUUCCAUUCUUCUGCUUUCUAACCCUAAACCACAGUUGCUUUGCUGUUGGAAAAGAUAUGUCAAGCUCCCGAUUAUGGGAUUGGUGAUUUCACAAAUCAAAAUCUCUCUGCUUUCUAUGUAUUGUCUUCUCAUAUUGUCUCCUCAGUUAAAAUGACAGCUUAUUGAAGGCAUGGUUUAUCUUUUUAAAAAUAUAUCAUUCUUAACCAGCCAUUCUUAACUGAGAAGAUAAGGGGAAAAAAAAAACCCAACAUUGCAACAAAUAUAAUCAAAACAAAUUUCCACAUUGGCUAUAUGCAAAAAAAAUUUUUUUUCCUCUCAUUCUCAUUUUCAGUCCUUCAUCUCUAUAUAGAUAGUGGGUAACAUGUAUUAUUAGUCUUAAGGGAUUCUGCUUUGAUAUGAUACCAA